Messenger RNA from Oncorhynchus tshawytscha (Chinook salmon), 4251 nucleotides. Its product is annotated as opioid growth factor receptor. The transcript has 6 exons. Gene Ontology annotation, molecular function: opioid growth factor receptor activity. NCBI's taxonomy places the organism in Eukaryota, Metazoa, Chordata, Actinopteri, Salmoniformes, Salmonidae. The record is from RefSeq and is a predicted model, not a curated record. Bases 1180 to 1662 code for a protein of 160 amino acids. Gene Ontology annotation, cellular component: membrane.
GUAGAUAGUGAACCAUUUAAUCAGUUUUAGAAUAAUGCUUUAAGUAACAAAAUAUGGAAAAGGUAAUGUCUGAGUACUUUCAGACUGCACUGUAUAAUGUUAAAGGAAAAGUUGACCCAAAAUCUAAACUCCCAAGUGGUUCCAUAUUGAUACUAGUUCAGUGGAGUUUGCCCCCUCUCCCUGGAUAGCAGAUUUGAGACAACUGCAAAAACGGGUCGUGUGACUUGCGAUGUUGCUUGAUUGCAGGCCUGCCUCACACUGCUCCAUUGUCAGUGAAUGCAUGAUUCACAAAUUCGUGACCUGUGGACAAAUUCAUUGUUUUAUUGAAAGCUUACAGGCCGACUCAGCAAUUUGUCAAAAGUACUAUUGGUUUUCAGUCAAGAAAUGUGUACUUUCCUACCUAAAAAUAUUUGAGAUUAUUUUGUAUCAUUUUAUGUAGCUGACUGCCACAGCAGUGGAGAUGGGUAACAAUUUGGGGUUAAAUUCUCCUUUAACAUUAGCUAUUGGGAAGAUGGGUUUAUAUCAAAAACUUUCUACCAGUGACCUGAAGUAGUGUGUACUUGAUUUGUACUGUAGAUUGAACUACGUCUCUAAAAGGCUUGCUAGCCCAGGUAGCUAGCUAAUCAGAAGUGAAUAUGUGAACUCCCAGAGUCUCAAUUGCAUACUCCUCGUGUUCUCUCCUUGCCUCCUUCUCAAAACCCAUUGGAGAAGAUCAGAGGGGAGGGUCCUCUGGCUUUCUCAUCCAAUGGGUUUUUGAGAAGGAUGUGAGUAUGCAAUUGAGAUUAUCCCCCAGUCUCUCAGUGGUGACCACCAACCAGGGCGCCAUGCAGAAAUGUAACAGGUAGACAGUGGAAUGUGUAGAAUGCACAAACUCUGCUGCUGUUUGGAGCUGGUUCAGGUUGCCCCUACACUGUCAUCCUUCUCUGCAACUGGCCAAACAGGGAAACUAUGGGAUGAUUAUUGUCUCCCCUUCGGGUUCCAUUAACUUGACAACCAGUGGUCAAACACGUCCUCCAGAAACACGAGGGCUGCGAAGGACAUGCAGAACUACAGACGAGGGUAUCCUAAUCUAACAGAUGAAUGCUCAGGAGAAAGAGAAUUUUAAAUUAAACAUUAUCUCAAUGAAUACCCCGCCUCCCCUGAUGGUUGUUUCCACUGCGGGAGCCUGGAGUGAACUACAUGGCCUCUGAACUCACCAAGAAGGAGAUCCUGGCCUUCCAGGAGAGUGAAGAGGCCAAGAAGAGGCUGGUAGAGUCCUACGCGCUCAUGUUGUGGUUCUAUGGCAUCCAGCUGGUCAAUAAAGACACAGGCGAGGUCAAACGUGCCGACAACCGGAAGGAACGCUUCGCCAACCUUGAACGGACCAUGCACAAUAACCUCCGCAUCCUGAAGAGCCUGGGGGAGCUAGGCUUUGAGCAUUACCAGAGCCCACUGGUGCGCUUUUUCCUGGAGGAGACGCUGGUCAAAAAGAACCUGAGUAGCAUCAAGCGCAGCGUGUUUGACUACUUCCUGUUUGCAGUGCGCGACAAGCAGAAGCGCAAAGAGCUGCUGCGCUACGCCUUCCAGCACUUCGAGCCCAAUGACAAGUUUGUGUGGUGCCCCCGAAAGAAACAGCUGAAGAAGGGAAACGGAGAGGGAGGGCUGCCCAUGAGCCAAGGCUAGAGGAGGAGAGGCAGGGGGAGCCCAGAAGGAAGAGAAGGAUGUCACGGAGGAGGUGACAGAGACUGCCAAGUUCACUGAUGAAGCAGUGAGUAGUGACUGAGAUAAGCAGGCCGAGGGGUCUUCUGUUGAUCCUCCUGGGCUAGCGGUCUCCUCAGAGGACUCUGAACCGCUGGGAAACAGGAAUUGUAAUGAUACUGACAAUGUUGACAUGGACCAUUCAGGCAGCCCUGAGUCUGUUAAAGGAGACCACAGUAUGGAGGAAGGACUCAAAGAGAACAGUCAAGCCGAGGACAGCGUCCAGAACUCAGUCAAUGUCAAGCCAGCUGCAUCUGAAAUGGAGUCUGAGAAGUUGGAGCAACCGACCAAGAAGAAAAGGGAAGGUCACAAGGACGUGCCUAGCAACAGGCUGGAGGAAGGCACGGUUGUCCCCAACAACAACCACCACCACUCCAAUCAGGUGAGCCUGUCCGUGACAUUAUCCCGCCCAAGAAGAAUUUGACCAAAAAGGAUUCCCCCAAAAAGCACUUGCCAUCGGACUCCUCAGAACGAGGUGAAAAACACCCAAGGACUGACUUUAGUGAUGUGACUGAUAACAAAGCAGUGCCAGUGGAUGGGGAGAACACAGAGAAAGCUUUAAAGGGACAGACAAAUGUAAAAGAAGUUAAAAAUGAAGUGGAGGUGAUGGAUGUGGAAUCCACCUACCAGCCAAGUUCAGACCAAGACAUGGGAUCUUCCUGGAGGGAGGGAGGGAAGAAUGCAAGGGACUAAAGGGACAUAUGUUCACUUGUGUACAUUUAUGGCCAAUCCCAAAAUUGACUCCAUCAGAUAACGUAUGGCUUUAUACCCAUGUUAACUUCAUAUUGCUGUCUAUUACUGUACGCCAAAUUAAAUUCUCUGCAUAUUGCUUACACUUUUCCAAUCCUCUCAGAAUGGCAUACGUUCUGACUUCUACAGAGAUUCCUAGGAUGUUAGGUCUGGGUGGUUUCCACUGAUUUUAACAGUACAUUUUUCAUGCCGUAUUAUAUUCACAUCUACUGUCCUCUGUGUUCAAUUUCGAGUGGGUAUGUUAUUUUUGUUGGUAUGGAUUACUGAAUUUAUUUGUUCACGUGUCUGAAUUUGUGUUGGGGAGGGGAUUAUGCCUGCAAAAUCAGUUCUCCAUAGUUGAUAUUGCAAUUAGUUAGGAGCUUUGUACUGAGGAGAUUGAUAAGGAAAGUCUAACAUUGAAAUUGAAAUGAUUAAUUCCAUAUCAUACAGUGAAAUGUUGCUUGCUUGUUACAACUUUACAAUUUUGCACAGGUGGGAAAAAUACAUUUUGGAAAUAUACUUUGUAUCAUGUGUCAGACGACAUUGUUUUAUUUUUUUACUGAAAGCCCAGACUGUGAAAUGGGAACAGGAUUGUAAUGUAAUUUGUUUAUUUCAAGAAUGUUGCACAAUUAUUAUUUUGAGUAUGAGAGGUAUUAUCUAUAGAUGACUGCCAAAAAAAGAAAAUAACAUUUGACUGGUUGAUUGUAUUGUCUUCUUGGCAGUAUUGGAAUAAUGAGACGUAGCUAUUUGGUAAAACAACUUUUGCUUUGUUGGAUGAUAUGUCAUCAAUAGGAUGUGGGUGUACUUUCCUUAUGUUCUGGAGCAUAUUUGUAUUUAUUGAUUGUUUAAUUUUCUAAUGUAUUAUAUGAUUUGCCCGAUGCCUUUUUACUCAGGAAAACCCUGUGGGAGAUGGUACACCACACUUCUUCCAUCUCCGAGGUUAUGUUUGGGACAUAACCACGUUUCCAUCCUGUUUGCAUGCUAGUAAAAAGAAAAAGCAAGACCGCUUUGAUGGAAACAGGAACUUCCGGUGCAAGUUUGUUCGACAUGGUGGGAUCUUUUUUGUGUCUAAAAUUAAUUAUGCGCGAUAUGGCAGCGGAAACCAUCAUAUCGAAGUAAACUAGGAGUCGCGCGAUAAUAUGCUGUGUGGUCCUCCCACAAUGACUCAGGAAACCAUGUUUGUGAAAUUAUUUAUGAUGAACUUCACAGGCUGGUGAAAGUGCACGUUGAUGAGCUUGAUGCUAAUUUCCAAUAGAUAUUGAGGGUCUUAUUCUGGUGGCGUGAUGAUCGACACUUGACUUCAGUUUGGUGUUUCCUCCAAACUGAAUUGUUGUGCAUUAAAAUCAGUGCGUGAUGACAUUGCACACAAAUAUAGUCCCAAAAUGUUUUGCAUGUCAGCAUGACCCAUUUUGCAUCAUAUGAUGCUGGGUUUUGCAGCAUUCGAUGCAAAAUGCGUCUGUGUUUUUUGAAAGUUUCUUUAUGUAGAUUUAAUAUUCGCAUGAAAAUCUGUCACCAAUUGGAUGGCAUUUCUUCCAUCUCUGAGAUUGUUUGGGUCAUCUUUGUUUUUCAGCCUGGUGAAGAUUUUGUCAUGAAUUCCAUUUUAAAAUAUUAGGCAAAGGAAUUAACCUAUUAAUUGUACAUGUAUUGAAAUUGUGUAUAGAAAGGGUUGUUAAUGAAAUAUACUCCAAUUGGGUGGGGUGAGGGAUGGAAUUUCAGAUUCCUUUGUCCAUGCAACCUCAACUACCCCUUUCCUGUUAAAUAACAAAAUAAAGAUUGUGCAACUUA